Ilyonectria robusta is the source of this 1947-nucleotide messenger RNA. RefSeq lists its product as uncharacterized. The transcript is spliced from 2 exons. NCBI's taxonomy places the organism in Eukaryota, Fungi, Ascomycota, Sordariomycetes, Hypocreales, Nectriaceae. The record is from RefSeq and is a predicted model, not a curated record. Gene Ontology annotation, molecular function: acyltransferase activity, transferring groups other than amino-acyl groups. Bases 158 to 1591 code for a protein of 477 amino acids.
CCCCACGACUUGCAUACAUAGCACAUAGUCUUGCCGUUCUUUACAUCGCAACGAGUAUCCUCGGGGGUCUGUAAUAUAUUCCCACGCCUCGUACAUCCCGCCUCCGCUCACGAAACGACCCCAUCCGUGCCCAACGACGUCGACGAAACAAAUACCAAUGUCCUUUUUCAGGGGCCCCGCGGCACCCGCCCGCGUUCCGACCGAUCGAGUAAUCCCUCUGCACUUUUGGGACGAGAGCCCACUGUACAGGAGAAUUGCACUAUACAACCUAAAGGUCUUUGACGACGUGCUGGACUCGGAGAAGCUUCGAGGGAGUCUCGAGACGCUGGUCUCGCAGAACACUUGGCGGAAACUUGGUGGUAGGCUGAGGAAAGACGCCAAGGGGGGACUCGAGUACCAUGUUCCAGCCGAGUUCACCACGGUUCGCCCAGCUGUCGGGUUCACACACGUGGAUUACGGCGAUGUGACCAUGGCCAACCAUCCACUGGCCUCGCGGUUACCCAAGCCAUCUGCGCGUCCCGCCGUUGUGGGAGACCCAGACGAGUGUAUCGACCUGGCAUGUGGACCGGGUUGUCCAACAUCCAUCGAUGAUUACCUCUACACGGACCGGCCGUUGCUGGGUCUCCAUGUCGUCUCCUUCAAGGAUGCCACGCUGGUUACUCUGCAUUGGCUGCAUAUAGCAUGCGAUGCCCUGGGUAUGAAGGCGUUGGUAGGUGGCUGGGUCCUUGCGAUGCAAGGCAAGCCAAUUCCCAUGCAGCAAGGCUUCGACUACGACCCGCUGGCAGAGUUCGGCAAGCAUCCAAAGGAACCACAUAAAUUGGCGGACCAACGCAUGACAACGUCGUCUUUGCUCACGUACGGCUUCAAGAACGGGUACAAUCUGCUGGUUGGCAAGAAGGAGUGCCGCAUGGUCUGCAUUCCCGGCCGGUUCCUGAACAAGCUUCGUAGCGAUGCUCUACAAGACCUCGCGGCCGCCGGUGUCGAGAAGCCGUUUCUCACGGACAACGACAUUCUCGUCGCCUGGUGGACGCGUAUGGCGCUGUCGCACCUCCCAGCGGACUCGGAGCGUCCUGUAACUGUGCAGCUUGCCAUGUCGCUCCGAAAGUCAUUAGAGAAGGACCUGUUGCCCCCGGAGAAGCCAUUCGUAUCCAACUGUUUCGGGUUUACCAACCUACUACUCCCCGCGAAGGACUUCAAGCAGAAGCCCAUAAGUAACAUUGCAGCACAGAUGCGAACUGCGCUCAGCGAGCAGAGCACUCGCGCGCAGGUCGAGGCGUAUCAAGCCAUGGUGCGAGACUCUGUGGCCCCCCUGCCGGUUUUUUUCGGAACCGGUGCGACGUAUCAGAUCUCAUACUCGAACUGGACAAAGGCUGAUCUUUACGGGGCCGACUUUUCGGCAGUGGCAGCGAAGCCGAGGGAGACGCCGCUGUAUGCCUCGUACAUUGCGCAUUGUCAAGUUCCUUUUCAGUUCCCUGAGGGCUUUAUUGUGGUGGGCAAGGACUCGAGAGAGAACACCUGGCUCUGCGGGUAUCGCACCCAGGGGUUGUGGGACGUAGUUGAAAAGGAGUUGAAUGAGCUUGGGGAAAUGUGAUGGGCGACUUUGGGUGUUCUGUGUUUUUGUUUGAUACUAAUAGUGUUUCAAUUAUUCGUAACUGAACUUGGUCUCUUCUAUUGUGGGUUUGAGGAGUAGACACGUACAAUCAGACUACUAAAUUCUGUCAUUCGUGUCCGACUCUAGGUUAGACGACUUGGCGACAAUUGACAUGUCGAUAUUUGCAACUCCACCAACUCCCCGCUUGAAUGUGGCUUGUAUCCCCCCCUGACCAUAGAACCCUGGCAAAAUGGCGAAAUACCGCUUUUAAUAGCGGCCGAUCACGCCAGGCAGCGGAGGUUCCGCCGGCCGCUUAAGCGAAUUCCGUGUGGCUGGAGAGCUUGAAUAAAUCGAAA